GAUAGGCCACAAGGGCGAGCCAUAUCGCGAUCUCAUCUACCCGAAGAUGGCGCAGGCCGUCGUGAUGAUGAUGCUGACGGCGCAGGAUCACAUGGAGCGGCGGCGUUGCAGCUUCGAGCUGUACGGCGCCGACUUCGUCGUCACCGAGGAUCUGUCGGUCUGGCUCAUUGAGAUCAACACCAACCCCCGUAUGCACCCACCCAGCUCCAGGACCACGAAGCGUCUUUACUCCAGCGUGUUGGACAGUCUGGUGAAAGUGAUAAUGGACGCGCCGCCGGUGGACGCUUGCGCCGACACGGGUGACUUCAGCCUGCUCUACAAGCAGCACGUAGCCGACUUCCAACCUUACCUCGGUCCGUGCCUCUUCGUAGCCGGCGAGUCGAUGACAUUGCACGAGCAGCCGCAGAAAGAAAGAAGGACAAACAUUUGCGGUCCCUGGAGCAAGCAACGUGCAAAGACCGCCCCGCCCAUGAUCCCGCGCUCCAGAGAGCCAAACGUGGUCGACCUUAUUGACCACUUGAACGCGGCGCGAUGCACCGCGGCCAAUUGACGCGCGGGACGCCGAGGGACAGAUAUACGAGCGAAUCAUCGCGAGUCAUUCCCUCGGUCCCUUCGUAGCCUCUGCGAGGUAAAAGCUCCGCCAGCCGGUUGUUAUCUCGCCACGAAAAUCACCGGCUCUCUCGGCUGGAUUUUCCCGAGUCCGACCUCAGGUCUGGCAGUAGCGCGAUGUUUCUCGUUUCACUACUGACGCGCGAUUUCCGCGCGAAAUCGCGCGCUUUACACGCGUGACUUUGCGCCGGAACGAGGACGAAAUGUCGAGAGAGAAGCGCGAGCCUUUCGCGCUGAUGAGAGACUCCGGUUUCUGAUUAAUCGACAGCGCGCGCGCACGCACGAUUGAACACGGAGAAUUUGCACAGCCGGAUUUUUUCACGCUAAAUUUGCCCGCGCCACGCCGCGUGUAAUUAACGAGCUUAAGAUAGCGCGCCGUAAUUAAUGUUGUCAUUAGCGGCGGUGUCCGCGCCGCGCCGGGGAGUUCUUCUCUCCGAGGAGAGCCGCGCGCGGCGCGAAGAAGCGCGCCGACUAGCGUCGAGGGAGUAUGACGAGUCGGCGAGAACUUCCUCGAAACACAUACAUGCGCGGCGAAUAAUGAGGCGAACUCUUCCGGCUUGCGUAUAUCGACGUUACACUUUUGCGGGGAAUUCGCGCGUAACGAUAUUAGCCGUAGUGUAACGUUAUUAGCGGCGCUCUCUCGGCGAAUCGCGAACCGCAUGUGGCGAUAUAAGAAAAUUGGAGGGCGAUUCUUCUCGACGAGCCUUCUUCGAGCGCGCGUCGAAACUCCAGAGAUCAAGCUGACGCGCUUAGAGAUGGGAAAUUACUGUUAGAUUGAAAAAUUACUAACACUGACGGUAAAAUUGUAAUUUACCGGUACUUUUGGUAAAUUCGUUUUUUUUUUUAUAGUUUCAUGCACAAAUAGGCAUAUUUACUACUAAAGUACUGUUUCUAUAUAAUUAUUUAUGGGGAGAAAAGCAAGUAUAAAGUGCAAGCAAGUAAAGUGGAGGUAGUCAAUUGGAAAGAGAUAAAGUGCUACUCUUUCUGUUGAAAAGUCGCAAUACUACAUAUUUAAACA
Molecule: messenger RNA, 1627 nt
Organism: Harpegnathos saltator (Jerdon's jumping ant)
Lineage: Eukaryota; Metazoa; Arthropoda; Insecta; Hymenoptera; Formicidae
Product: tubulin monoglycylase TTLL3-like
Exons: 2
Coding region: 47-550 (167 amino acids)
Biological process (GO): cilium assembly; protein polyglycylation; cilium movement
Cellular component (GO): microtubule cytoskeleton; axoneme
Molecular function (GO): ATP binding; protein-glycine ligase activity, initiating; metal ion binding
Source: RefSeq, a predicted model, not a curated record